GUCCUUGAAAUCCGGCGGAAGCACGUUUUCCAAGAUGGAAGUAAAAACACACGAGGGUGCAAAUGACAGUUCAAAAAAGAAACAUAAAAUCAACAAAACAGUUCUCGACUUGUUUUGGACUUUAGCAGAAGGAGAAGAUUUACAACGUGUUCAGUCUGCCGAGAAGCUCUUAAAUUGUCUUUUGUUAGAAAAGAAUAAGACUGACAGAAAAAAUGUUCUGAGCUAUUGCCUGCAGCGUUUAGUACGUGGUCUAGCUUCCAACAGGAAGUUUGCCCGAGUUGGAUAUGCAGUUGGACUUACAAAGCUGGUGCAGGGUCUUCCAGAGGCAAAUGUGGAAAUGUGAUAAAUCUUAUCACAGAAUACCUUAAAGUUUCCCAACAUGAUGGAAAGGCUGAGGCUGGAAGCAAAUAUCUAGGUCAGGUUUUUGCAUAUGGGUCUUUAAUACGAUCUGAAAAACUGAAGAGAAAAGAGGACAUCAGUGCAGUGACAAGUGAGCUGUGUUCCCUAAGCGCAAAACGCAGUUACAUUAGACCCCUUUGUACUCAGUGUCUUCUGGAUCUUGCGGCGAACAUUGAUUCAGAUGCAUUUUCUAAUGGCAUGUGGUGUCACCUGAAAGGAGAGCUCAGUAAAGGAUGGGAAGAUUGUACUGUAGACAGGCUGUUGCUGCUUCUGGCUUUCAGGAAGAGAGAACAGUCACCUUUAGACAAGACAUUCCUCAAGCAGAAUUGGACUUCUCUCAAAAUUGUUGGCAAAAAAACCUUUACUCACAUCCUUCAUGUCCUUAUGAAAAGUGUAGAGCAGCCACAGUUAGUACCUCAGCUGCUUGAGGGACUGGUUGCUGAGUUGAUUCGCAAAAAGGGUGAUCUUGAACUGUUCUGGAAGAAUGUUGGGAAUCCUCUUGUAGUUUCUACUCUUCCUAGAAAACACAUGGGUUUGGGUCUCUUUUCUCAGCUCCUGACAUAUACGGAUAAUUUGGAACAGGUCUCUAAAAUGCUUUUCCCGGAUGUUGCAAGAGUGAUUUGUCGGACAGCUGACCACAAGGAUUCACAGCUGGAAGUUUGUAAUAAAGUGAAGGCACAGAUAGUGGAGAAAUGCAGACUUCAAGGGGAAAGCACUGGUGUGCUGCAUAUUGUGAAAAAUUUCAUCCAGACUGCUUACAAGCUGAAUUCAACUGAGUUUCUUCAAAGUGCCACCUUCAGUGAAAUUAUAAAUGAACUGCAGAAGGAUGAAGUCCUUGUAUUUGCAAGAGUUUGUAUGGAUGCUGUACUAAAAAAGGAUUCCUGGAAUAUUGGAACUGGGGAGUCAAAACUCAAUGACAAGUGGAGUCGGACAUUGGCAUCAUUUUUGCGACAAGUGGCUGGAAUGCUGGUAUCAUGCCAAAGUGAUUUCACUUGUCAUAUUCUCCAGUUUCUGCUUCUGCAUUCCUUCUUCAGCAUUACAAAGGAGUCUGCAGAUAUUUUGCACUGCCAAGAGGUCGGUGUGGAACUGUCGCAAGCAGAAAGAGCUCACUGCCAAACAAUGUUCUACAGAAUUCUUAGCCAGCUGCUGUCAAUGCGCCCAGAAAAAGUUAGUAAACAGCAGCAUGUAAUGAAUUUCAUAAAGCUGGUGACAAAUUUGGCUCGUUAUGCUCAGGUCCUGCUUGAAAGUUCAGAAAAUGUUAAGCCAGUCAAGGCUAUUGGCCAGGAGGUUCAUGAACAGUGGCAUAAAAUCAUGGAAGUCGUCAAAGAAAUGGAUCAAAAAAAGACAAAGAAGUCAUCUGUGGAAGUAUUAAGCAGCAGUCAUGUCUUCGUACUUCUGAUUCUGCACCUUGCUUUUGACCUAUUCACGGCACCUGCAUCUGCAAUUGAACUCUUGCAAGAUAUUUAUGUAUGUCGUGAAAAGGCAUUAAGCAAAAGAACACAGAAGAAAAUGGAAGAUGAGGGUGAACCAGACUGGGUAGAGGUAAUGACUGAGGUGUUGCUGUCACUACUAUCACGGGCCUCACAGUUUGCCCGCAAGACAACAGUGGCAGUAUUUUGGGCUUUCUCCUCUCAGCUUACACCUUCUGCACUUCUUCUUAUAACAGAGGUUUUGAAGAAUAAGAAAUCAAAGGAAAAUGGAGAAGAAGACUUGUUUGAGUUUGAGGAAAUGGAGACUGAGGAUGAAGCAGCAAAAACAGUGAAUAACACAGAUAAGGAAAAAAGUGACAGUGAUGUUGAAAGCAAUGAAGACAUAUCUGCUGAUGAAAGUGCUGAUGAUGAUGAUAGUGAUGAUGAUAUAGAGGAAGGGGGUGUGGAUGAAGAGCUACGAAAAUCGGUGAAGGCAGCUCUGGGUCCAGCAGCAGUCAAUAGUGAUGAUGAUGUUGAGGAGGAAGAAGACCUCAGUGACUCAGAGAUGUUCCAACUAGAUGAACAGUUAGCAGCUGCUUUCAAGUCAAUGAAGCGCCCCACCAAGAAGGAACGAAAAAAGAAGAGAGUGGCCAUCACAUGUUUUCAACUCAGGGCUCUUGAUUUAGUGGAAGUUGUGAUCAAGGGAGAGCAGUGUGGAUCUUUAGGCCUGGAGUUGCUGGAACCCUUGCUACAGCUUGUGGUCUUGAAGGUGAAACCUAAAGGUGAAGGUCAGCAGUCAGGAGAGCUGCAGCUUUGCAAGCGGGCAACAGAGUUGUUUCAUCUUCUUUGUAAACAAAGGAAUCUGGUGGAUCACAUUCACACUAGAGAGGAGAUGCUGGAGGUGACUCAGACCCUUCUACAGAUGGCACAUACUGUGAAUACUCCACAACUGGCUACUGAAGUAGCUAAUGGCUGCUUAUUUAUCAUGCGACUUAUGACACAGCCAGCAGCUACAGAAACAUCUCCCAUAAAAACGCGUGGUUCAUGUAAAACUUCUGAACUUGAUAAUAACACAAAACACACUUCUGAUGAAGGGCAAUUAGCAUUCUUGGACAUCAUCAAAGGAGCUUUAAAUGAGGACUUUGUGAUCAGGAGAAAUCCAAAAAUUAACACAGCUUUCUACUCGUCAAUGAUCCAGAAGUAUCCGGUGGUAUUCUGGCCCCUGUCUGAAGUUUUAAUGAAGUCACUGCACAAUCCUGACACCAAGGUCCACACUAAGACCCAAGCCUGCGCUUUUCUUGGCAGUCUCCUUCGGCUGAACAAGAGGGAGACUUUGUCUCAGUCUCAGUGGGAAGCAUUUGUAAAUGCUGCAUCACCACUAUUCAGAGAGGUGGCGCUGCUUCAACAGAAGGAAAAUCUGAAAUUAGGUUUAAUGCAGGAGUUUCUUAUGGCUUUGUACCAUGCAGCAGUCAUGGCAAAUGAAAUAGAAAAGCAGAUAUUAUUACCAGCAGAUGUUAUGGACCAUUUAACAACGCUGAAAAGUGCAUUCAACAAGGAUACAAGAUGUGCACAUAACAAACUAACACAUUUGCUUUACCAAGCAGAGCACAGAAAAACGAAAGGGCAGAAACGGAAGAGAAGUGUAACAAAUGCAGACAGUCACCAGAAUUCAGACUCAGAAAAUCGUAGUGUUUCUGUUUGAUAUAAAAAUUUGAGGACUGAGAAAAUGAAUGAAAAUAUAAAUAUUUCUAA
Molecule: messenger RNA, 3560 nt
Organism: Pomacea canaliculata
Lineage: Eukaryota; Metazoa; Mollusca; Gastropoda; Architaenioglossa; Ampullariidae
Product: myb-binding protein 1A-like
Exons: 33
Coding region: 598-3510 (970 amino acids)
Biological process (GO): regulation of DNA-templated transcription
Cellular component (GO): nucleolus
Molecular function (GO): RNA binding; transcription corepressor activity; sequence-specific DNA binding
Source: RefSeq, a predicted model, not a curated record